This is a messenger RNA of Cornus florida, 1173 nucleotides long. RefSeq names its product putative invertase inhibitor. Gene Ontology annotation, molecular function: enzyme inhibitor activity. The record is from RefSeq and is a predicted model, not a curated record. Lineage: Eukaryota; Viridiplantae; Streptophyta; Magnoliopsida; Cornales; Cornaceae. Bases 475 to 1059 code for a protein of 194 amino acids. The transcript has a single exon.
UAUAUGCUCUCAUUCAUAAUACAACCUAGCUAGCUAUUAUAGAUUUGAUGCAUGUCUUCAUGUACUUCAUUGAAUAUGAUAUUUGUAGUAGUGGCACUGCAGGCCUUGGACCAAUUAGAGUUUGUCUAUAAGCUUUGUUUGCUUCCACAAGCUUUGUUUUCUCCAGAAUCACCACAUAUUUAAUUCAGAAAUUGAAGGCGUGCGUUAGACCCACAUCCACAGAGUAGACAGACGUUAGCUUUUUGUUCUCUAGAAAUGAAAUUCUAAAUUAAAGCUAACACAUUAUAUAUAUCACGAGUCUUGGCUUCAAUUGCAUUGCAUAAAUCCGAUCAAAUACAAACACAAAGAAGAGUUUAGUUUGAAACAAAACAAAAUUUCAUAAAUUAAAAGAAAUCAUUCAAACACUUAUAUAUUAUCCCCUCAUGCUGCAAAUGUACAAGCAAAAAGUGCACACACACUACACAUACAAGAGAGAUGGCUUCAUAUGAAUUAACUUUUAACGGAUUGAUGGUUUUGUUUUUGUUGAUGGUUUUUUUGGCAAUGCCAGGUACAGCUGCAAGGUUACAUGGCAUGGCUAGUACUACAAAUAAUGGAGAAGAUUUAAUUACUACGACGUGCAACAACACACUUUACUUUGAUGAAUGUGUAUGUUCGCUGAGGUCGGAUCCUUGGAGUGAAACAGCAGAUAUCAAUGGGCUGGCUGCCAUUGCACUCAAUCUAAGCAUUACUGAAGCAAUGAAAAUACUUCCAUUCAUUAUCAAUUUGAACAACACUCUUGCUGUUAGUGAUCCACAAACCGAAUUCGAGUCAAGAUGCUUAGGUGAAUGCAUAGGUGAGUAUUUGGAAGCUGUUGAAUAUCUACAGGAGGCAACACAAGCUUUGACAGACAAGUCUUAUGAUGAAGUGAAUAGAUUGGUGACUGAUGCCAUGACAGAUUCGGUGACCUGUGAGGACGGCUUCGCGGAGGGGCCGGACGGCCACUCUCCCUUCACUCACACAAACCAGUAUUUCGAGAAGUUGUGCAGCAUUUUGUUAGCUAUCACUAAACUUCUCACUUGAUUUUUAAUUAGGAAUUUUUACAUAGUUUGUAUCCCUCUUAGGCAAUGUCCUUUUUUUUUUUUUUUUAUUCUCCUGUUAAGAACUUGAUGAGUGGUAAUGAUUUCUUAAUCCCAA